AUGGGUAAGGCCAACCAGACAGCAGUGACGGAGUAUGUCCUGCUGGGACUACAGGAGCACCGUAACCUAGAGACGGUCCUGCUUCUGCUCUGCCUGGGUGUCUACUCCGUGAAUGUGCUGGGGAAUGCCCUCCUCAUAGGGCUGAACGUGCUGGACCCCCGCCUGCACAGACCCAUGUACUUCUUUCUCAGCAACCUCUCCCUCAUGGACAUCUGUGGCUCGUCCUCCUUCGUGCCUCUCAUGCUGGUCAACUUCCUCAAAGCCCAAAGGACCAUCUCCUUCCCUGGCUGUGCCCUGCAGAUGUACCUGACCCUGGCGCUAGGCUCCACAGAGUGCCUGCUCUUGGCUGUGAUGGCCUAUGACCGUUAUGUGGCUAUCUGCCAGCCGCUUAGGUACCCAGAGCUCAUGAGUGGGCAGACGUGCGUGUGGAUGGCAGUGCUAAGCUGGGGGGCAGGCUUUGCCAACUCACUGCUGCAGUCCAUUCUCACCUGGAGAGCCCCCUUCUGUGGCCACAGUGUCAUCAAUCACUUCUUCUGUGAGAUCUUGGCAGUGCUGAAACUGGCCUGUGGGGACAUCUCUCUCAAUGCGCUGUUCUUGGUGGUGGCCACAGCUGUCCUGUCGCUGGCCCCAUUCCUGCUCAUCUGCGUGUCCUACGUUUUCAUCCUGGCUACCAUCCUGAGGGUGCCCUCUGCUGCAGGCUGGCACAAAGCCUUCUCCACCUGCUCUGCCCACCUUGCAGUGGUGGUCGUUUUCUAUGGGACCAUCUCCUUCAUGUACUUCAAGCCCAAGGCCAAGGACCCUAACUUGGAUAAGAUUAUUGCACUGUUCUAUGGGGUCGUGACCCCCUCACUGAACCCCAUCAUCUACAGCCUGAGAAAUGCAGAGGUGAAAGCUGCUGCCACAGCCCUGCUGAGGGGAUAUCUGCUCUCCAGGAAAAUGCCCCACUUGUGCCGCUGCUCUCCACCCUUCCAGGCAGGACAGGCUAAGUUAUAUCGUGGCAAUGACUUCAAAAUUUCAGUGGCGUAA
Messenger RNA from Rhinolophus ferrumequinum (greater horseshoe bat), 1026 nucleotides. RefSeq names its product olfactory receptor 13C7. Bases 1 to 1026 code for a protein of 341 amino acids. Lineage: Eukaryota; Metazoa; Chordata; Mammalia; Chiroptera; Rhinolophidae. Gene Ontology annotation, molecular function: olfactory receptor activity; G protein-coupled receptor activity. Gene Ontology annotation, cellular component: membrane. The record is from RefSeq and is a predicted model, not a curated record. Gene Ontology annotation, biological process: G protein-coupled receptor signaling pathway. The transcript has a single exon.